UCAGUAUCGCGGCAAACCGCAAAUGCACCAACUUUGCAACCAUUUAUUUAUUUUAUCCUCACCAUUCUUCCUUUUGCCAGAUUGAAGUUUCCCAUAAUAUCCAUCUCUCUCUCUGGUUUUCUUCCAUGGCUUCUUCUCUGCAUUUUCUUCUUCUUGUCUCUUCAUUUCUCUACACUUUCAGCAUAUCUCAAGCCAAACCCUACAACCAACUAAAUGGUCUCAUUUUUCAUGUGAAAAAAGAUGUGUCUACUCUCCAGUACGUGACCGAAAUUCACCAUGGCACUCCACUUGUACCCACAAAGCUUGUAGUUGAUCUCGGCGGUCCAUUUCUCUGGCUCAACUGUUCAUCAUCGUCUUCUAGCCGUCUGAUUUAUCAGCGCUCAAUCCAGUGCCUUGCAGCCAAGCCAAAAACCCAUGUUCAGGGUAGCAACAAGAAGUGUGAUAUUUUCACGGAAAAUAGGAUAACUCAAGUGGCGACACAAGGGGAUUUACUAGAAGACAUCAUGGCCGUUGAUCAAGUCACAGAUGGGUCAAAGACAGGAUCAAAAUCAAUCACCGCAGUUGGUUACAACAUCCUUUUUUCUUGUGCACCCAUAUUCUUGUUAAACGGCAUCCCAAGUGGCGCAAAGGGAAUGUUAGGCCUCGGAAGGACGCAAAUGUCAAUGGCCUCACAAAUUUCUGCCCAACUCAGCUCCAAAUUCCAAUUCAUCAUCUGCCUUUCUUCAUCAAACGGUGUCGUCUUACACGAAAACGGCCACCACAGUUCGAAUUUUCGCUCCAAAAUUCCGGACUCAAUGACAUACACACCCCUUGUUAACCAAGUUGAGUCACCACAUGAGUACAUCAUCAAUUUGAAGUCCAUCAAAAUUUGUGGGAAGAAAAUGUCUCCGGAUAUUGUAGAAGGGAAGAUUAAGCUAAGCACAAUUGUUCCCUACAGUACUGUGGAGAGCUCGAUUUAUGCUACAUUUACUAAAGUUUAUGAGCAGGCUGCAAUGUCUAUGAACAUGACUAGGGUUUCCCCUGUGGCACCAUUUGGGCAAUGUUUUAGUUCACGAAAAAACGAUGGCACGUUGGUCGGUCCAAAGGUGCCGGUUAUCGAUCUGGUGCUGCAGAGUGAGAUGGUGGAGUGGAGAAUUCACGGCAGAAACUCGAUGGUUCAAGUAAGCGAUGAAGUUAUGUGCCUGGGGUUUUUGGAUGGAGGUUUGAACUUGAAGACUUCGAUGGUAAUAGGGGGUUAUCAAUUGGAGGACACCCUUCUACAUUUUGAUGUAGGUGCUUCUAGGCUAGGAUUUACUCAUCAAAGUUGUUUUGAGUUGAGAUUAGACUCUGAGUUUAAACAUACACUGUAGCAUGUUAACAAAUGUUGUUCAAUUUUGGUAACAACUACACGCAAUGGUCCUAUACUUGACUUUCUGUACCUACAAACUGUGCUUAUUGUACUAGAUUUUGACUAUCCAGAUGAACUUUUUUUGUGCAA
Messenger RNA from Pyrus x bretschneideri (Chinese white pear), 1477 nucleotides. Its product is annotated as probable aspartic proteinase GIP2. The record is from RefSeq and is a predicted model, not a curated record. Bases 126 to 1349 code for a protein of 407 amino acids. Gene Ontology annotation, biological process: proteolysis. Gene Ontology annotation, molecular function: aspartic-type endopeptidase activity. Lineage: Eukaryota; Viridiplantae; Streptophyta; Magnoliopsida; Rosales; Rosaceae. The transcript has a single exon.